This is a messenger RNA of Ziziphus jujuba (common jujube), 813 nucleotides long. RefSeq lists its product as uncharacterized. Gene Ontology annotation, molecular function: protein binding. Lineage: Eukaryota; Viridiplantae; Streptophyta; Magnoliopsida; Rosales; Rhamnaceae. The transcript has 2 exons. The record is from RefSeq and is a predicted model, not a curated record. The coding region runs from base 1 to 813 and encodes 270 amino acids.
AUGGUGUUGGGAGAAUCCAAAUCCAAAUUUAUAUGUGAUGAUGUGACAGAAGACUUGGUGAUUGAGAUAUUGUUGAGGUUGUCAGUGAGAGCUCUGAAGCGAUUCAAGUGCUUGUGCCAGUCAUGGUAUCCCUUGAUCAACAGCUCUUCCUUCAAGGCUGCCAAACACUAUUCAUUCAGAAUCGAAGGAGUUAUCGAGGAGGACAUCCAAAAUUUCGAUCUUUCCUACGAAUCAGGACGUUUUGAAGGUCCUUUUCGUGGUUGUUUAGCUCUUUGGAACCCUGCAUCUGGAUAUACAAAGGCUAUCCCAAAACAUAAAUACGAUCCAUAUGGUGAGUAUACUGAUCCACAAGAUUAUGGAAUUGGGUUUGAUUCCAUAAACAAUGAGGACAAGCCCUUCUUCAUUUGCAGCCUCAUGCCCUAUGAUAGGGCCUCCUCUUCGGAUGAUGAGGAGGAUUUUACAAUGACUCUUUGGAUCUACACCAUCAAAACCAACCUGUGGAAAACCAUUGAAUUUUCUGGCCUUGCUGCACAUUCAUAUGGUGACGUUUUCUACACCCAUGGAAUGUCACACUGGAGAGGAUACAGCAGCCGCGAUGAUGGAGGGGAUGUAAUUGUUUCCUUUGACAUUACCGAGAAUGACGAGUUCAUUCUCACUACCCCCUUUCCUAAUGAUAUUAUUAAUACACACAUGCCUAUCCUUAUUGUUAUCAUGACUGUAACAAUGAUUGUCCUUACCUUUCUUUUCUCAAUGAAUCCCUUGUUCUGGUUUGUCCUCAUCAGUAAAACGACAAUGAUGAUGAUGAUUCUUUAG